AUGACUCUCGCCGACACUACUAACACCAUUGCCCAGGAGAAGGAGGAGAAUAUCACGAAAGUCGUCACCGAAGUCGUUGGGGAGACCAAGACCACCGUUGUUGAGAAGGAGACUCUCGCUGAGAACGUCGUUGACUCGACAACUUCAGAGGAAGUCAAGGAGUCGGAGAAGACAGUCGAGGAGAAGGAGGCUGCUCCAGUUGAGGAAUCCGUUGCCUCUGUUGUGGAGACUGUCGUCGAAACUAUCACUGAAACUGUUACCGAGGCUGUUGUCGAGUCUACAACUGAGACUAGAACUGAAACUACACUCACCGAGACUGUUGUCGUUGAGACGACCGUCGUCACUUCUGAAGUUGUCGAGAAGGAAGCCAACGAGACGGCAAUGGAGGGGGAGACUGCCGAGGAGACCGCUCCCGAAGCCACAAAGGAAAAUUUCGAUGAGCAACUCAUCGCCGGGCGUCGCUUUAUGGCGACCAAUGCUUUCGACAAGGCUACCGAGGCUCUCAGCCGCGCCGCUUCUAUGGGAGCGGAGCUUUUCGGUGAGGGUCACGAAGACACCUUCGAGGCCAACUUCCUCUACGGAAAGGCACUUCUCGAGCUUGGAAAGGUUGAGGAUGAGGUACUCACCAACGCUCUCACCGACAUUCCAAAGGCAACCGAAGGAGACGAGGAAGUUCAAGACGAUCUCGUCGAAAACCCAGAGAACGUUCCACAAGAAGAGCGUGCUGAAAUCAAGCACAAUGUGGAGGUUGCUCUCGGUGUGGUCUCCGAAGACACUGAAGUGAUUGAGGAGGAGAAGACUGGAGAGCCGACGGAAAAGACGGAGGAAGCUGUCGAGAAGAUGGAAGGAGAUGACAAGGUUGUCGAGGAAGAGCAAAAGGCAGAGGAUAUCGAGAUGGAGGCUGUUGAAGGCGAAACCGCCGAGGAGCCAGUCUCCGAUGAGACUGCCGCUGCUGAGGAUCAAGAGGAAUCCGAUUCUGAGGACAACGAUGAUCCAAUCAAGCUCUCUUGGGAACUUCUUGAGACUUCUCGUUGCACCUGCGUGCACAAGCUCAGCGCUCUCGAGUCUGAGGAAAACGUCAACGCUGAAGCUGUCAAGACCUGGAAAUUGAACCAUGCUGAUGUGCUCACGUCUCUCGGUGAACACGGAAUCGCUGACAGCAAGUACGAGCAGGCCCAGAAGGACUUGAGCGAGGCGAUCGCCAUCCAGGCUAUUCACCUCCCAGCCACCUCUCGUCUUCUCGCCAACACUACUCAUCUUCUUGCCAAAGCUUUCAAUAUGGAUGGUCUCUUCGAAAAGGCGGCGACUCAUUUCAGCGAUGCCAAGAAUAUUCUUAUUGCUAAGGCUGAGGAGCUGAAGAAGGAGUUGGAGACGGCAAGUGAGGAGACGAAGAAGGAUCUCGAGUCCGAGAUCAAGGAGCUCGAGGAAUUGAUUCCUGAACUCGAUGCGCUCAUUGUCGACUCGCGUGCUUCUGCCGAGCAGACUGAGAAGAUCAAGGAGAGUAUCAAGCAGGAAUUCGAAACAAUCGCUGCCAACGCCGCAAAGUUGGAAGGCGAGGAGGCAAAAGACAUCUCCAGCAUUGUUCGUCGUCCAACGAAGCGCCCGGCGUCAGAAGAGCCAGCUGAGGAGGAUAUCAAGAAGAGAAAAUCGGGAGAAGGUGUUGAGGAAGCUGUCGUCGACGAGAAGGCCAUGGAGACAUCUGAAGCGACCGCCAACGAAUAG
Molecule: messenger RNA, 1722 nt
Organism: Caenorhabditis remanei
Lineage: Eukaryota; Metazoa; Nematoda; Chromadorea; Rhabditida; Rhabditidae
Exons: 4
Coding region: 1-1722 (573 amino acids)
Biological process (GO): DNA replication-dependent chromatin assembly; CENP-A containing chromatin assembly
Cellular component (GO): nucleoplasm
Molecular function (GO): histone binding
Source: RefSeq, a predicted model, not a curated record